UCAAAGUUGAUCGGAGGGACUGCUGUCAUGUCUUUGUUGCCUCUGUUGAAUCUCUAAUGUUUUAACAAGAAGAGCGGGAUAGAUGGAAAAAUAACAGUUUUCUGCACGGAGAAUUACAUUUCAAACCAUACCCACGACAGUCAAACCACCCAAAAGAUGGAAGAAAAGCUGAAUGGAUCACUGCCUGUUGUGUCCCCGGAGUAUCUUCAUCAGUGGGUCCAGUCAGCCCAGCAGUUUCAGGCUCUCCAGGCUCAACAUUCUGGCUUCAACCCCAAUCAUCAGUUUCACUACCCUGAGACGCAGAAGGGAGAGACGGCCAUGGCACACAUGGCUAAUCUAGAACCCAUGAUGGACCAGCAGGAACCUGCCAACCUGGCAAAACCCGCAGCCAAAAAGAGAGGCAGAGCAGCUCAACCCAAGGAACCCAAACCACCCAAACCACCAAAAGUCCCUAAGGCACCAAAGCCACCCAAGGACCCAAAUGCACCUAAAGCCAAACCAGGUCCUAAGCCCAAGAAGGGCGCUGAGGCUCAGGCAGACGGCAAGCAGGAGAAGAUCGACGAGAGCUUCAAGAAGGUGAAGAGGAAAGUGGACCGCUUCAAGGGAAUGUCAGAGGAGGAAGUCAUGAAAAAAACUCUUCCAGACCUGCUGGACUACAACCUGGACUAUGUCAUUAUUGGUAUCAAUCCAGGGUUGAUGGCAGCUUACAUCGGACGAUGGUUUCCAGGUCCUGGAAAUCAUUUUUGGAAGUGCCUGUUUUUGUCUGGAUUUACUGAAGAGCAGCUCAACCACAUGCAUGACACCACUCUGCCUGUUAAGUACAAAAUGGGUUUUACCAACAUGGUGGCCAGGGCGACACCAGGGAGCAAAGACCUCUCAAGUAAAGAGUUACGUGAAGGAGGAAAAAUUCUCACAGAGAAACUGAAGAAAUACAAACCUCUUAUUGCUGUUUUCAAUGGAAAAUGCAUAUACGAAAUGUUCUGCAGAGAGCUGUUUGGUAAAAAACCACAGAAGCUUGACUUUGGUUUGCAGCCACACAAGAUCCCAGACUGUGACGUGGCUCUGUAUCUGAUGCCUUCAUCUAGUGCUCGUUGUGCCCAGUUCCCUCGUGCUCAGGACAAAGUUCACUUCUACAUCAAACUGAGGGAGCUCAGAGAUCAGCUGCGGGGCAUCCAAAGAAGCACUGAAAUCGAGGAGAUUGACUACAGGUUUGACCUGCAGUUGGCCAAAGAGGAUGCCAAGAGGAUGGCGAUUAAGGAGGAGCAGUACGAUCCUGGUUAUGAAGAUGCCUACGGCGGAGCGUAUACAGAGAGAGGACCUGAGGGGGGCCUGGCUCAGACCCAGACCAACGGUCACUGUACAUUUUCAUCUGGUGAAAACACAGAAGGAGCACAGAGCGCGACCACAUCACUGACCGCAGCGGGUCAGCUCCCGGACGGACAGUGGAUGACCCAGUCUUUCGCAGAUCAGAUACCAGACAUCAGCGGCGGACCAAAGGACGGCAGCAUAUGAGGAAAACGUUAGCGAGAGGCUACAGCGUCCCUGCCUGCAUGACUGUAUCAGCGUGGACCAGCACAGACCUCAGCCGACUCUGUCCUCCACCUCUUUUGUCGGGUUUUAGAUUUUUUUUUUCCUCCUUUUUAUUAGUGUCUGAGUGGAAUAUACACACAUAGAUGGACUUUUUUAGCAAUUUUGCAGAAUAUUCUCUCUGCACUUUUUAUUUUUAUUUGUGGUCUCGUAUACAUGUAUGAUUAUCUUCACGGCAGUCUUUUUAAAUAUGUGAAAUCAGGGACUUGACAAUGAUACUGUCCUUGGAGAAACUCAUGUAUUUUAAACAUUUGUUUUGCCUUUGUACUGUACUGUACUAUACUGUACUGCACAGAUGCAGUAAGUGUAAACAUUCGUAUCUACUUCUCUGACAGUAGAUAAAACUCCAGAUGGUCAUUUUUAAAAGCUUGAUUGCUCAGUCUGAGCCUACGUGAUCCUCAAUGUGAGGACUUAGCGAGCAUUAACGCGUUACAUUCAUGGUGCUAUGACGUGAUCACGACGCAAAGUGAUCGCUCAAUGAAACCAGACUCAUGAUGGAUGUUAGAGGAACCUCUGACAUGCCUUUCAAUAUCAAGUUACAAAACUCAAAUGGGUUUUAUUUUAAUCUUUUUUUUUUUUUUUUUUUUUUUUUUGCUUUAGGAAUUUUAGAAUUAUGUUUUCUAUGUUUAUGAAAAUGCCAUUCACAAGGAAUUUUAUGAAACGUUUGUCCAUUAAAAGCUCCUGAUGAUGCUUUUUCUAUAUCAUUGCAUUACCUCUCAGUCAUUUUAGUGUUACGCAGCAUUGUGGGUUAACUUAUAGUAAUCAUGAUA
Messenger RNA from Thunnus maccoyii (southern bluefin tuna), 2357 nucleotides. RefSeq names its product thymine DNA glycosylase, tandem duplicate 1 (gene tdg.1). Lineage: Eukaryota; Metazoa; Chordata; Actinopteri; Scombriformes; Scombridae. The transcript is spliced from 11 exons. Gene Ontology annotation, molecular function: mismatch base pair DNA N-glycosylase activity. The record is from RefSeq and is a predicted model, not a curated record. The coding region runs from base 157 to 1512 and encodes 451 amino acids. Gene Ontology annotation, biological process: base-excision repair, AP site formation. Gene Ontology annotation, cellular component: nucleus.